Molecule: messenger RNA, 2280 nt
Organism: Lathyrus sativus (Indian pea)
Lineage: Eukaryota; Viridiplantae; Streptophyta; Magnoliopsida; Fabales; Fabaceae
Source: the annotation of a GenBank genome assembly
AUGGAGAAUAAUGAUUCUGCACCAAAAGAAACUGGUCUUAACAAUGUUGCUGCAAGAGAAGGUGACAAGCUUACAAAGAGAUAUGAUCUUGUUGAAGAGAUGAACUUCUUAUUUGUAAAGGUUAUUAGGGUUAGAGACUUUCCUUAUAACCCUAACCUUUAUGUAGAAGUUAAACUUGGAAACAUGAAAGCAACAACUAUUUUCUUAGACAACACUUCAUUUUUGAACCAAGUGUUUGCUUUUGAAAAAGACAAGAUUCAUUGCACCAAAGUAGAUGUUAUGGUCAGGGAUAAGAUCGAGGUUAGAGAUAUGUCGCGUGAGUUUAUCGGUCGCGUUCAGUUUGAUGUUGGGGAAAUUCCGAAAAGAGUCUCGCCGGAGUCUAUGUUGGCGCCUCAAUGGUAUAGAUUAGAGGAUCAAAAUGGUGUGAAUCUUGUUAGAGGGGCUAUCAUGUUGUCUUUGUGGAUUGGAACACAAGCGGAUGAGUGUUUUUCGCACGCGUGGUGUUCGGAUUCGACGAGAAUAAGUGGUGAUGCGGUUGGUUAUACUCGUUCUAAGGUGUAUAUGUCUCCUAGUCUUUGGUAUCUUAGGGUUAAUGUGAUUCAAGCACAUGAUUUGUUGUUGAGAUUUGAUCCUAAAAGUUCGGACAUUUUUGUCCAAGUUGAUUUAGGGAGUUUGCGUUUGAGAACUAGUUUUUCCAAGAUUAAGAGUGAAAAACCAUUUUGGAAUGAGGAUUUGAUGUUUGUUGCGCACGAGCCAUUCGACGAAACAAUUUUCUUGAGUGUUGAGCAAGGAACAUUAGUUGAUCAUGUGAGUUUGGGAACGUAUAAGAUUAAUUUGAAAGAUGUGGAAAAGAGAUUAGAACCUAUACCGGUAGAAAGUUUAUGGUAUGACCUUAAUAGGCCGGGAGUUAUAGAGACUGCAACGGAGGUAAAGUUUGCUAGUAAGUUGAAUGCGAGAAUUUCGUUAGACGGUGCUUAUCAUGUGAUGGAUGAGCCUCUUGAAUAUAGUAGUGACUUUAGGCCUUCAUCGAAAAAGCUUUGGAAAUCAAGCAUUGGUGUUUUGGAGCUUGGAAUUCUAAAGGCGACUAAUUUGAUGCCGAUGAAGAUUGGAGGGAGAACCGAUGCAUAUUGUGUGGCAAAAUAUGGACCGAAAUGGGUGAGGACGAGAACUAUUGUUGAUAGUCUCUCGCCAAAUUGGAACGAGCAAUAUGUUUGGGAAGUUUACGAGUCAUUCACAGUCAUUACCAUUGCAGUGUUUGAUAACAAUCAGUUAAACACUGAGAGUAGAGGUAGAGGUGUAAGAGAUACAAUAAUGGCGAAGAUAAGGAUUCGAUUAUCGACACUUGAACGCGGUAAAGUCUAUACACAUUCUUACCCUCUUAUAGGUUUGCAACCUUCUGGUAUGAAUAAGAUGGGAGAAAUCCAUUUAGCAGUGAGGUUUUCUUGGUCGUUUUGGUCUAUGUAUCGAAUUUACAAAGCACCUUUGUUCAACGAAGUACAUUAUUUAUUACCCUUGUCGUCUACGCAGCUUGAUAAUUUACAAAGUCAAGCUGCUCAUGUUAUAGCAAGGAGUUUAAGCAAAGCAGAACCACCCCUUAGGAAAGAGGUUGUAUCGUAUAUGCUCGAUAUGAGGUCGGAUUUAUGGAGUAUGAGAAAAGGAAUAGCAAAUUAUAACAGAAUCAUGAGCUUUUUAGGCGGUUUUGUUGUGUUUUGGAAAUGGUUAGAAGACAUAAAGAAAUGGAAGAAUCCAAUUGCAACAUUGCUUUUUCAUUUUCUUUGCAUUCUUGUGGUUUUGCAUCCCCAACCAAUGUUAUCUCUAGUGAUUUUCUACUUUUUUUGGAUUGGUUUGAAGAAUUAUUUCAAUAGGCCUAAACAUCCAUGUCACAUAGAUGAAACAUUGUCCGGCGCAGAUACAACAAAUACCGAAGAUAUAGAGGAAGAACUUGAUUUCUUUCCUACUCAAACCAGAGGCGAACAUUUGAGAAGACGAUAUGACAGGUUGAGAAUCAUUGCAAGAAACGCACAAAGAAAGGUUUCUCAUUUGGCUACCAUUGGAGAAAAGCUACAAUCUCUGUGUAGCUGGAGAGAUCCAAGAGCUACAAAAUUAUUUUUGUUAUUCUGUUUUGUUGGUUUUGUUGUUACAAUGUUUCUUCCUUUGCAAGUUAUCAUAUUCAUCUGGAUCAUGUACUAUCUAAGACAUCCAAGCUAUCGAAGCGGCGGAACUUGGAGCGCCGAGAAUUUCUUCAAGAGAUUACCCUCAAAUCAAGCUUUUAUGCUUUGA